AUGGACCCCAGUGAAUCCAACGCGCUUGCUGCUUAUGGUUUCCCUACAGGUUCUUGUGGUUUGGACAAACAGACACCACUGGAUUUGUCUGGCUCUUGUUCUCCGAUAAUGCUUCGCUAUGGGCACAAUGGCAUAGACACCAUCAUACCACUAACCAGAGCUUCUGGGCACUGCAAGAAUCAGAUUCUGACUCAUGGGCUUAGAAGCAAUUGCUUAAGCUCAGACCUGAGGCUAAGAAACUUUCUUGGAGUGAGAGGUCCCUCACAGAUCAGGAUUUCCAUCAAUGCAACUGUGGUUGAAGCUUGCUCUCCAUCUGGUUGGCUACUUCCUCCUCCAAGAUCAAACCAGGCUCUUGACCUGCAUGUUUUCUUAACCAGCAUUCAGUGUCCGACUUUCUCUGAUGUCCUAGACUCUUAUGUAUGGAGCACAUCAGCGCGGGAAGAACCUAGGUUCAGUGCCAGAAGCACAUGGGAGGACAUGAGACCAUCGCUCCCACCUCAACCUGAAACUGAUAUUAUUUGGUUUAAAGUAGCUAUUCCGAGGAAUAACUUUACUAUGUGGGUUGCAAAUAUGGACAAAUUACCAACAAGAGCUCGCUUGGCUUCUUGGGGUCCUCAAUUAAACAUAUCUUGUUGCUUAUGUUCUGCUCAUGAGGAAUCAAGAGACCACUUAUUCCUCUCAUGCGACUACAGCUCGGAAGUUUGGCGAUUUGCUAUUGCCAACCUCAAUCCACCUCGCACCAGGUUCUGCUCUUGGCCUGAACUCCUGUCCUGGAUCAGAAGUUCCUCCUCCUCUGCACCAGCUCUGUUAAGGAAGCUUGUGGCCCAGUGUACAAUCUAUCACCUUAGGAAACAAAGGAACAACGUGUUGCAUAACCAGCUCACUCAGACUCCAUCAGUGAUCUUCAAACUCAUUGACAGAGAAAUUCGAAACACAAUCACUUCUAGGAGGAAUGGGAAGCAAUUCCAAAAUCUCAUGGCUAAGUAG
Molecule: messenger RNA, 987 nt
Organism: Brassica oleracea var. oleracea
Lineage: Eukaryota; Viridiplantae; Streptophyta; Magnoliopsida; Brassicales; Brassicaceae
Exons: 4
Coding region: 1-987 (328 amino acids)
Source: RefSeq, a predicted model, not a curated record